UCCGUCCAUUUCCCAUUCUUUCCCUGCCAACGGGGCGUAUUAUGCGCUCACACACGACGCGUCGGCUGAGUUGAUUACGUAUACGCAACAAUGGCCCAUGAGUUGAUUACGACGCACUGGCUCCAAUAUGUAUGGCAAGUAAUUUGCAUAAACCGCGAAUCGGACGCCCGCAGACAGACAUUCGUUGACACAGAUGAUCGGCAUCAAAGGAGGUGCGAAUAUCCAGCCGAGUAUGCCAAUAUAAUGAAGGCUGAAACAGAAGCUAUGGUCAGCCUGGCGGAAGAUCGGGGUCCCAAUAUCUGCAGCUGUAGUCGAUUGCGAUCCGAGUGCUGGACAAGACAUUCGAUCACCGCCGAGGACACGAUGACUCGUCUGGCUUUAAAGUACGACACCAGCAUUGGGCGCAUCUGCAGGGCCAAUCGAAUGCACAGCCAGGAUGUCCUGCAGGCACGCCGUCACGUGUGGGUGCCCGUACCAAGCAGUCGGUUCCAGAUGGGGUCUCCACAGAAAUCAGAGUCCGACGAAAAUCCGGAGACACCUACCAGAAAAGUUACGCCGAACUUGCCGUCACAUUUUUAUCGCCAAAGUGAUCCAAAUCCAAAUCCUUUUGCCGACGAUGAUGAUCCCCUGCUGUUCAUCACAGUUAUGAAGGAAGUUCUUCAAUGAGCUCCACGGCAAUGCACAUCGAUAACAACUGAAAUAAAUUGUUCGUUUGUAAUU
This is a messenger RNA of Drosophila sechellia, 720 nucleotides long. RefSeq lists its product as uncharacterized. Lineage: Eukaryota; Metazoa; Arthropoda; Insecta; Diptera; Drosophilidae. The transcript is spliced from 2 exons. Bases 91 to 666 code for a protein of 191 amino acids. The record is from RefSeq and is a predicted model, not a curated record.